AUGGCGGGAAAGAUGGUAUUGUACAAGCUGGUGGUGCUGGGAGAUGGUGGUGUCGGGAAGACGGCAUUAACAAUUCAACUCUGCUUGCAGCACUUUGUUGAGACUUACGACCCCACGAUCGAAGACUCGUAUCGAAAGCAGGUUGUCAUUGAUGGCCAGGCGUGCAUGCUCGAGGUACUAGAUACUGCCGGCCAAGAAGAAUACACAGCUCUGCGUGAUCAAUGGAUCAGGGAUGGUGAAGGUUUUGUACUCGUGUAUAGCAUCUCAUCGCGGUCGUCCUUUUCCCGCAUCAAGAGAUUUCACCACCAAAUCCAAAGGGUCAAGGAAUCCGUCAACUCGUCGCCCUCAUAUCCUGGCUCGCCCAUAUCGGCAGUCAGUCCGUCAGCAAAUGUGCCCAUUAUGCUCGUGGGCAACAAGAGCGAUCGCGUAACAGAGCGGGAAGUUUCGACACAAGAGGGCCAUGCCCUGGCACGUGAAUUAGGCUGCGAAUUCGUUGAGGCUUCGGCUAAGAACUGCAUAAACGUCGAGAAGGCUUUCUACGACGUAGUCCGAAUACUGCGCAGGCAACGUCAAGCCGCCUCGAGGCCAAUGGCAGGGUCGCGACCACAGAAAGAGAAUGGAGGCCAUUCUGGCGGGGGUAAGACAGGCAGAGGGGGGAAGAAAGACCGCGGCGGUCGUUGCGUCAUUUUAUAA
Molecule: messenger RNA, 693 nt
Organism: Truncatella angustata
Lineage: Eukaryota; Fungi; Ascomycota; Sordariomycetes; Amphisphaeriales; Sporocadaceae
Product: ras-2 protein
Exons: 2
Coding region: 1-693 (230 amino acids)
Biological process (GO): signal transduction
Cellular component (GO): plasma membrane
Molecular function (GO): GDP binding; GTP binding; GTPase activity
Source: RefSeq, a predicted model, not a curated record